UUCUCUCUGGAUUUCAGAGUGCUGCUGACAGGAACUCCUAUCCAGAACAACCUGACGGAGCUCUACAGCCUCCUAUCGUUCAUCCAGCCCAGUCUCUUCCCUACAGACCAGACCGAGGACUUCACUAACACUUACAGCCAGGUCCAGACACAACCGACUCUGGCCAGUGAUCUCCAGAGAGUGCUGCAGCCCUUCCUGCUGAGGAGGGUAAAGGCUGAGGUAGCAGCUGACCUCCCCGUGAAGACAGAGAUACUGAUGUACCACGGCCUGUCUGCCCUGCAGAAGAGAUAUUAUAAGGCUAUACUCACGAAGGACCUGUAUGCCUUUGGGAAUGAGCAGGGCAACAAGACCAGACUGCUUAAUAUACUGAUGCAGCUCCGGAAGUGUGUGGACCACCCCUACCUGUUUGAUGGUGUGGAACCAGAGCCGUUUGAGAUGGGGGAGCAUCUGAUCCAGGCUAGUGGGAAACUCUGUCUGCUGGACAGCAUGCUGGCAUACCUGCACCAAGGGGGACAUCAUAUCUUGCUGUUCUCCCAGAUGACCAGGAUGCUAGACAUUCUCCAAGACUACAUGGAAUACAGAGGUUACAGCUAUGAGCGUCUGGAUGGAUCAGUCAGGGGGGAAGAGCGUAACCUGGCCAUCAAGAACUUCAGCAGCAAAGACGUCUUUGUCUUUCUACUCAGCACUAAAGCAGGAGGCGUUGGGAUGAACCUAACAGCAGCUGAUACUGUGAUCUUCAUUGACUCUGACUUCAACCCCCAGAAUGACCUGCAGGCUGCAGCUCGCUGCCACCGGAUUGGUCAGACCAGGUAACACAGGGCCCUAGUUCUGUUGGUCAGACUAGGUAACACGGGGCCCUAGUUCUGUUGGUCAGACUAGGUAACACGGGGCCCUAGUUCUAUUGGUCAGACUAGGUAACACGGGGCCCUAGUUCUAUUGGUCAGACUAGGUAACACGGGGCCCUAGUUCUAU
Messenger RNA from Salvelinus namaycush (lake trout), 972 nucleotides. RefSeq names its product chromodomain-helicase-DNA-binding protein 1-like. Lineage: Eukaryota; Metazoa; Chordata; Actinopteri; Salmoniformes; Salmonidae. The record is from RefSeq and is a predicted model, not a curated record. Gene Ontology annotation, biological process: chromatin remodeling; DNA repair. Gene Ontology annotation, molecular function: DNA helicase activity; ATP-dependent chromatin remodeler activity; ATP binding. Gene Ontology annotation, cellular component: nucleus. The transcript has 7 exons. The annotation marks the transcript as partial.